Messenger RNA from Cryptomeria japonica (Japanese cedar), 904 nucleotides. RefSeq lists its product as uncharacterized. Bases 405 to 698 code for a protein of 97 amino acids. NCBI's taxonomy places the organism in Eukaryota, Viridiplantae, Streptophyta, Pinopsida, Cupressales, Cupressaceae. The record is from RefSeq and is a predicted model, not a curated record. The transcript has 9 exons.
UUGACGAAAAGACUCUGGCUGCCUUCGCAUCGAAUAGUUACUGAGGUUCAUUGCUUCUACAAUUUUGUUGCAUUCUCAUUUGGCAGGGGUGAAAGAUUUAAGGAAGCAGAACAUUUUAUUUGCGAAAAGUUUCCUAAGAAGACUGCAUAAAUCCAGGGUAUCCUUUGCACAACACAGUCUUACCAAUUUCACAUGCUUACUGCUCAAGGCUAUCUUUUUCACGAGACAGUGUUCUAGCCUUGUUAUGCUUACUGCUCAAGAUUAAGCAAAACAAAAUAGUGUUUUACCUAUUUUGCACAUCUGGAACUUGUAUCAAGGUCAACAAAAAGCCAUUAUCAAAAGCAACAAUUAUCUAAACUCCAAUUCUGCAACUUUUGCAAACGAUAGCUUUUGCACAAGUCAAAAUGGAAGACACAACAUCUGACCACAACUUGUCAUCAAAAAAACGCAAACAAAAUGAAAAUACCUCACAAAUAGCCUGUGACCAAAGCAACCCCCCUGACAAUGCGACCAACUCAAACAACAACCAAGAACAUAAAAGGUCAAAGUUGGAAAGCCCUCCUGCAUCAAGUAUAAUUGAAAUAUGUACAACGCAAUCUGCCAUUGCUUUUGAAGAGUGUAUAAAAGCACCAUGCCAUUUUCAAGAAGAUUUUGCUUCACUUCACACUACUCCUCAAGGUUCCCAAAUGAAAAAUUAAAAACAAUCAAAAGCUCCAAAGCAACACUUAUUUUGUUUUGUAAAUAACUAGUUAAUUAUCUUUCGCUACAAACAUUCAAUAAUAUGCUUAGUUUUUGUAAAUAUAAAUCUUAUGCACUCUCUACUUGUAUAAUAGUUUUGAAGACAAGUUCUUACAAUACCACAACACGUUAUCUUUUUCGCACUCAAUAUCAGCUAUUAACUAUU